Molecule: messenger RNA, 363 nt
Organism: Lachancea sp. 'fantastica'
Lineage: Eukaryota; Fungi; Ascomycota; Saccharomycetes; Saccharomycetales; Saccharomycetaceae
Source: the annotation of a GenBank genome assembly
AUGGCCGGUAUUAAAGCUUACGAACUUAGAACCAAGUCCAAGGAGCAAUUGGAAUCCCAGUUGGUCGACCUGAAGAAGGAAUUGGCCACUUUGAAGGUCCAGAAGUUGUCUAGACCUUCUUUGCCAAAGAUCCACACUGUCAGAAAGGACAUUGCUCGUGUCUUGACCAUCAUCAACGAAAACCAGAGACAGGCCGUCAGAGAGCUUUACAAGGGUUCCAAGUACCAGCCAAAGGACAUGAGAGCCAAGAAGACCAGAGCUUUGAGAAGAGCUUUGACCAAGUUCGAGGCCACCAGAAUCACCCCAAAGCAGAGAAAGAGACAAAUCGCUUUCCCACAAAGAAAGUUUGCCAUCAAGGCCUAA